Oncorhynchus masou masou (cherry salmon) is the source of this 804-nucleotide messenger RNA. It is a transcript of the gene skp1, whose product is annotated as S-phase kinase-associated protein 1. Gene Ontology annotation, biological process: SCF-dependent proteasomal ubiquitin-dependent protein catabolic process. Gene Ontology annotation, cellular component: cytoplasm; nucleus. Gene Ontology annotation, molecular function: cullin family protein binding. The record is from RefSeq and is a predicted model, not a curated record. The transcript is spliced from 6 exons. Lineage: Eukaryota; Metazoa; Chordata; Actinopteri; Salmoniformes; Salmonidae. The coding region runs from base 124 to 615 and encodes 163 amino acids.
UUGACAAGGCGAAAGCUUAGCUGGCUGGCCAUCUAAUAUAGGUCCACUUGGCUGCCUGUGCUUCGGUCUGGCCCUGUUGACGUUUAAAAAAUAAUUAUCUGAAUUUGCUUUAAAACGUUCAUAAUGCCAACAAUUAAACUGCAAAGUUCAGAUGGAGAGAUCUUUGAGGUGGAUGUGGAAAUAGCAAAGCAGUCUGUGACAAUAAAGACAAUGCUGGAAGAUUUGGGUAUGGAUGAUGAAGGAGAUGAUGAUCCAGUCCCCCUCCCGAAUGUGAAUGCGGCUAUCCUCAAGAAGGUUAUCCAGUGGUGCACCCACCACAAAGAUGAUCCCCCUCCCCCCGAGGAUGACGAGAACAAGGAGAAAAGGACGGAUGACAUACCCGUCUGGGACCAGGAGUUCCUCAAAGUGGACCAAGGGACCCUCUUCGAACUUAUUCUAGCUGCAAACUAUUUAGACAUCAAAGGACUGCUAGAUGUCACCUGCAAGACGGUGGCCAACAUGAUCAAAGGAAAGACCCCAGAGGAGAUCAGGAAGACGUUCAACAUCAAAAAUGACUUCACAGAGGAAGAGGAAGCCCAGGUACGCAAGGAGAACCAGUGGUGUGAAGAGAAAUAGAGGAGGAGUCUUCCAACACUAACACACUGAAAGGAAUGUUCUAGUAAUUGGUUGCACUGCGUUGUUCAUACUUGUUAAUAUUACAUUUAGUCUAUUAGAGUGACAGACCUCCCCCCGUGUACUCAUAGCAUGACCAUUUCCAUUGCUUGUAUGGUGCGAAAUAAUAAAAAUAGCUAUUUCAUGUUUUUA